Molecule: messenger RNA, 5727 nt
Organism: Malaya genurostris
Lineage: Eukaryota; Metazoa; Arthropoda; Insecta; Diptera; Culicidae
Gene: Vmat
Product: synaptic vesicular amine transporter
Exons: 10
Coding region: 538-2109 (523 amino acids)
Biological process (GO): transmembrane transport; aminergic neurotransmitter loading into synaptic vesicle
Cellular component (GO): terminal bouton; synaptic vesicle membrane
Molecular function (GO): serotonin:sodium:chloride symporter activity
Source: RefSeq, a predicted model, not a curated record
AUCUCGUCGUGGUAGGCUGUUUGUCUAACAGCAGACUCUUGCGGAACCAAAUUGGUAUCUGGAAAAAGGCACUUCUUAGCCUUCUCCUGCAUUGAGACUCGUGAGUGAGUGAAAGUGUGUGUGUGGGUGCGAGGUGGUUGUGGCUUUGGUUGUGUGUGGCUUUUAAGCGCAACAGUCGUUUCAGACAGGAUUCUCGAGUGUCGUCUUCGAGUGGCCAAACGAUUUUACAUUUGCAGUAAAGGAUCUGAAGUCAGUGCUUGCUAAGAAGUUGAAGUAGGCGGUCUAGUCCGAAACCUGCGGAGCAGGUUGCAGUGUUGGGCUAAAAGGUACCCUUAGUGAAUUAGUGAUUCUAUUGAUGUGGAACAGUGGAACUUUCAGCGUUGUAAAAUUAGAACGAAUAAAACUCAGUUUGAACAAUUUUAUAACAACUCAACCGGCUAUAAUGGAGUGACAUAACAUCAGUAUUGUUCCGGUAGAUAGAGAUCGCCAUUCCGUCACGAGAACAAAGUCGUUCAACGGGGCUCUCAGUGAGUUGCAAUGCAAACAACCGACCCGGGGGGAAACGGCCAGGGACCCACUGCUGCGACGAACAACAGCUACAACAAUACCACGUCGUCAUCGACUUUACCGCCAAAACCGCCACCACCGUUGCCCCCGGCGUCGGGAUCAUGGGCAUCGCUAAAGGCUGGCAUCCUGCGAUGGCGCGGUUCGAGACGCCUGGUACUCGUCAUCGUUGCCAUUGCACUGCUGCUCGACAAUAUGCUGCUGACCGUCGUUGUGCCAAUUAUCCCCGAGUUCCUGUAUGACAUAAGGCACCCGGAUGCACCGCUAGCUAGCUUCCCGAAAACGCCCCCUACGACGUUAUCUCCCUGUGAAAAGGAGUCUACCACACCGUACAAUGGGAUUGACAUCACCACUCCUGGUUAUGAUAACGCCAGUUGGUAUGCAGAACGGGAGGAACGUCACAAGGAACUGGUGGAGGAAACAGUUGAAGUUGGUCUCAUGUUUGCGUCGAAAGCCUUCGUCCAGCUGCUGGCUAAUCCAAUAGUGGGGCCAUUAACGUAUAAGAUAGGAUACAGCAUUCCCAUGUUCGCUGGGUUCGUUAUUAUGUUCAUUUCCACGUUGAUUUUUGCAUUCGGUAGAACGUAUUCCGUUCUCUUCUUAGCUAGAGCAUUGCAGGGUAUUGGCUCGUCCUGUUCGUCCGUGUCUGGCAUGGGAAUGCUGGCCGAUCGAUACACUGACGACAAGGAGCGUGGAAACGCCAUGGGUAUAGCAUUAGGUGGAUUAGCUUUAGGUGUACUUAUAGGACCCCCCUUCGGCGGUAUCAUGUAUGAGUUUGUCGGAAAAUCGGCACCUUUUCUGAUCCUGUCGGCUCUGGCACUAGGCGAUGGUCUGCUUCAGUUAGUGAUGCUGCAACCAUCGGUGACAAUUGAGGAAUCUAAUCCACCAUCGCUGAAAGAACUGGUGAUGGACCCGUACAUCAUAAUCGCAGCUGGAGCCAUCACAUUCGCUAACAUGGGUAUCGCUAUGCUGGAGCCAUCGUUACCAAUCUGGAUGAUGGACAACAUGGGUGCCAGUCGAUGGGAGCAGGGUGUAACCUUCUUACCUGCCUCGAUCAGUUAUCUCAUCGGAACGAAUCUCUUUGGACCACUAGGGCAUCGAAUUGGACGAUGGCUGGCAGCACUUCUCGGUCUAAUCAUCAUCGGACUUUGCUUACUUUGUAUCCCCAUGGCAACAUCAAUUCAUCACUUGAUUCUACCCAACGCAGGACUAGGAUUUGCUAUUGGCAUGGUAGAUUCGUGUAUGAUGCCGGAAUUGGGUUAUUUGGUCGACAUCCGACACAGUGCUGUAUACGGUAGUGUUUAUGCUAUCGGAGAUGUAGCCUUCUGUUUGGGUUUCGCUAUUGGACCCGCUCUAAGUGGCACCUUAGUAAACUCCAUCGGUUUCGAGUGGAUGUUGGUGGGAAUUGCAAUUCUGUGCUUCAUAUAUGCACCGUUGCUGACACUGCUGCGGGCUCCGCCCACCAAGGAGGAAAAGAAGUCUCUGAUUGUUGGCGAGCGAUCAUCGGUAAGGUAUGUUACGUACCAGAAUGAAGAUGACGACGAGUAAAACUGAUUAGCCAAAUGGAGUUUUGAAAUGCUGCACACUGUACGUAUACUCAAAACAGCUUCACGGAAGAAAUGAAUGUUUUCAAAGGUUUGAUAGUAAGUAGCAAGAGCAGAACCUAACAAUGUGGCCAAGGUACAUUUUAGAAACAUUUUUAAAACUAACAGUUUGAAAGGUUUUAAAUUACAGAAAAAAUAAAGGAAUAUUUAUUACUGGGAAACUACACUUGUUUAAAAGAGCACAGAAGAAAAAAAACUACUUGAAGAACAAUGAAUCGUAUAAAUAAAUACAAAUGUACACGCUAGGCGAAAAAAAACACUACCCAAGUACACUUUGAAAACUAAAACUAUAAGUACCAGCGCGUAUUUCCAUCUGAAUGAAAACCGAAUGGUACGCAAAACAAAACUUUUAGCUCAUAAUUAGGAUUACUCCCUGCGAACUUUCAAAGUCAAUCGGUUUCCGGGGUGAUUUCGGUUCCUGUUUCGAUGAAUUUAUUUGAAGGCUCUUUUUAAGUCACAUUCAGCGAAAGCAUUGUUUGUAUCUGUUACACGCGCAAUCAACCAAUGACAUCUACCGAAAUCACAACCGAAACCGAAUAGCACCAUAGCAACCAGCAGAUCAAUCAAUCACAUGACACUUGAAACCGAAUGAAGUUGUUUUUGGGAAAAUAAUAAUUUGUUGUGCUCAUUCAAACAAUUCAUCUGUCAUGUAAUAUGCGAAAUAUAAUAAUUCAACAUGGAUUUCUUGUCAUAUUGAUAUUUUAAUACAAUGACAAUAUAUUUACUUAUAUAAUUAAUACUGUGUUGGCUCUAUCAAUAACCUAAAUAAAUUUAGUUUGCUAUAUGCUAUUCAAAAUAUUAUUCUUCCAAAAACAUUUCGUUUUUAAUAAUAUAGCUUUUUCAAAACAGUACAAUAUGGCCCUACAGUCAUGUAAACAAUUAAUCUGCAUAUUUACAGGCUCGAAAAGCAUGUUAAUCAGAGAUUUGAUUAUUUAUGCGCAGUAGGCUCAUAAUUGAAACUGUAUGAGUUAAAUGUGAAUAUUUCUUGAAAAUUCCACAAUUUUUGAAACUCUACUGAAGUAUCAAAAUCAUUUACUGGAUUAGAGUUUCAGGAAAUACAGGAAUAAACUAAGAUUCGAUCAUGUCUGGUCUUUGCAUCGUGGUUAUAAAAUGCGAUAGAGAAAAAUACUAACUGUCGUAGUUCUAACGAUAUAUACAUACAUAAAAGUUUAUUUAAUCUUCCGAAUCUGUUAAUAAUUUCUAGUAGUUCGUUCUGACACAGGAUGGGAAUAAUUUACUAAUUUUUAACAAAAAAAAACGAAGGAUGAUCAUACCUUUCUGUACAAAUCGGAUCAUCUUGUUAUGGCUAUCUUAUAAACAAUUCAGUUGUUUACUUUAGCAAUCAUAUAUCCAACUAAAACUAUCUGAAGAGAAACAUAACCUAUAAAAAUAUACAAAUUACCUAAACAAAAGAACUAUUUUGUGCAGAAAACCACUGGCAACUGAUUCGGGUGUUUCGUUGUCCAUCAAAUGUCCUAAUUAGUAUAGUGCAUGUUUUAAAUGAGAUGUAUAAAUAAGAAUCAAAAAAAUACGGAUGAUAUCCAUGCAAAAUUUGAAUGGCUGCGGAUUUUGCUGUAUAUCGUCCCGUUACAGGAACAACGGAAAUAUGUUUUAUUUAACAAUUUCUAGAUGAAGUAAACAAGUAUCCAUAGCAAUACGAGUAAAGCUACACGUUUCACCAAUAGAAGCUAAAAUAGAUAUUGAGUUUAUACAAAAAUAUGAAUUAUCAUAACUCACAAUCAAAUAGAGACGUUGUUGCAAUAUGCUUAAUUCAUAACAGUGCAAUGGAGACUAGCACCAAAAGGUCCAGUUAGAUAUCUGUACCUAAUACAUUGGAAGUGUUUGGAAAAAUCGUUAGAUUUUUCAUAAUUUACUAAAAUUUAUAUAUGUAUAUCUGUGAAGUGCGUGGUAUAAAUCGGGCUCUGAAUAUAUUUAAUGAAAUAAUUGGGUUCCAAUCAGAAAGGAUUGAUAGUGUUAAGAGGAUCAUUGUGCUAGCCCAGCAGUGGUUCUGUACGCUAUGAAUCGGCCGCGAAAUUGGACAUAAAGGAAUGUAAAGUCCCUACCAAUACCAUAGCUUUUGUAUCCACGACCACGAUCUUCAUCCAACUAUUCAUUGUUUGACGACAUGAAAAACAAGGAUGAAGUGUGAUGUAUCAUGUGGUUUUUACUGCUAGUGAUAUAGGAUGAAACAUAUACUACCGAUUCUUAAUGUCAUACAUGUGGGCUUUCUUAAAAAAACAUAACACAUCUACUAAUAAAAAAAACUUACCACAUUAUUUUCAAUCUGUCAUCACACACUAUACAAUCAUGAAUUGCUGACUCAAUCAAAAUGCGUUGUACAGGUACACUACUCAUAGUAUUUACUCUUAAUUUGAUGUAUACUAAUUUUAGCAAAAGUUACAAUUAUCUUCAAUUCAAUGGUAUAAUCCAACUUAAAUGUAUCGAUGUUCUCCGAAAUGCUUAAUAUAUAUCAAACUAAUAACUACUACCUAUACGCAAAGAAUGUAGAAAAAUUCGGACCUACUUGCGCCGUGUUAUUGUGAAUUAGACAAUAACUACUAACGUCUUUUGGAAAUGUAACUACAGCAAAACAGUUCAACAUAUUUUGCGAGAACCAAGCAAACUACAUUGGAAUGUGGCAAAUGAAAAAUAUUUCUCAUGUGAAAUUCUAUCUAAGUCAUUGUAUAAGAGCGUUUUUCAUUUAUAAACGAUGUUUUCAAUUGUACUUACUUAUAGGCUGGUAUGGGGUCACACAUCAAGGAAUCAUUAGAACACUUAGGCAACUUAUGUAACAUUUAAAUCGGUACACACAAAUCUAUUCAACACAUGAAAACAAAUACUCAUACUCAUACUCAUAACACCUACACACAAUAGGUAACGUAUCGUGAAUACGAUUGAGCAUUAUCACUACUAACAAUCAACCAAACUUAACUAAGUAUAGCCCACACAAAUUAAGGUUCAUAUACCAAUAUGAUAGGUUUGCUAAACUAAUUGUAUAUCGAUGAGAUCAAAUCACAUAGCUAAUAAAAAGAAAUAAGAGCCCACACACAUAGAGCGAAAAUUUUCCAAUAUAAAUGAACAAACGAUUGUAAACCCGUACACGAUGAUAUUUGGGGUAUGAUAGAGAACCUUUAACCGAAGCUUUACAUUGUAAAAUACACCAGACAGGUGCAAGUAAAGGGUGCGUUCCAACACGUAUGCCUGAGAGUCAUCACCAAUAUAUUAAUACGAUAUUUUUAAAGUAAGUAGUUGAAUCAUGACCAAAAUAUUUACAUAUGAGAUCUACACAAGGAAUAAAAAACAGAUAGAGAAUCUAUUACAAUAAUCAAGAUACAAUAAUUGUAUACACGUUGUAACAAAUUUUACAGAGGAAACUUAUACGAUAAAAUACAACUUACUAAACGAAGUGAUAGGUGUACGAACAAGUGUAUUGAAAUUUAAGCAAACCAAAGCUGGCUAUAAAAUGUUGAACUAUAAUUACAAUCAAAAUAAGACUACAAACAUGUAUGUACAAUCUGCAAGCAAAAAAGGGGAACACUAAUAAAGUUGUUGGUGAAAUUUA